AAAGUAGAAAAAUCAAAACUGUUUGUUGUUGAAAAUAUUGUUUUUAACGUUAAAUAUAUCACGGCAAUUAAAUUCCAUAAAUUGCCAAGUACUAAGAUUAUAUUCAUUUAUACAGGAUCGCCGGCAGACAAUGCGGAUACUUUGGAAGUGGGCGAUGAAAUUUUAGAAGUGAACGGUCGCACCUUGGAAAAUGCAACUCAUAAUGAAGUUAUCCAAUACAUACAUCAGUGCAUCAAGUCUCGAACAAUAUGUCUGCGUGUCCGGAGAAGAAGUGGCAACAAAAUGGAAGAGCUGGACGGGCCGAACGCUGGGUAA
Molecule: messenger RNA, 315 nt
Organism: Pogonomyrmex barbatus (red harvester ant)
Lineage: Eukaryota; Metazoa; Arthropoda; Insecta; Hymenoptera; Formicidae
Product: protein PALS1
Molecular function (GO): protein binding
Source: RefSeq, a predicted model, not a curated record